Molecule: messenger RNA, 1424 nt
Organism: Malania oleifera
Lineage: Eukaryota; Viridiplantae; Streptophyta; Magnoliopsida; Santalales; Ximeniaceae
Product: WAT1-related protein At4g08290-like
Exons: 8
Coding region: 1-1182 (393 amino acids)
Cellular component (GO): plasma membrane
Molecular function (GO): transmembrane transporter activity
Source: RefSeq, a predicted model, not a curated record
AUGCCAGACGAAGUACAUUGUAACAGCCAAUCAAAUCUUCUUUCCAAGGUGAAACCAUACUUGCUAAUGGUGAGCUUACAGUUUGGAUCAGCAGGGAUGUACAUCAUCUCCAUGGUGACUCUCAACCAUGGCAUGAGUCGUUAUGUUCUCAUUGUGUAUCGUAAUGCUGUGGCCGCCCUCACCAUUGCACCCUUUGCGAUUGCUCUUGAAAGGAAAAUGAGGCCAAGGAUGACAAUCUCAGUCUUCUUAAAGAUAAUGUUGUUGGGAUUUUUAGAGCCAAUCCUUGAUCAAAACCUAUCCUACUUGGGGAUGAAAUUCACAUCAGCGUCAUUUGUUUCUGCCAUUAUGAAUGCCGUUCCUGCUGUUACCUUCAUAAUUGCUGCUAUUCUUCGAUUAGAGCACGUCAAAAUGAAGGAGGCACGAAGUCGAGGGAAGGUAAUUGGAACUGUGGUAACCCUGGCAGGAGCACUGCUGAUGACAUUAUACAAAGGCCCCAUCAUUAAACUCAUAUCGACACACAAAUUAACAACUGAUCACCACGGGAACCGCGGUGAUCAUGGCUCUUCCGAUAAACACUGGAUCAUGGGCACCAUUUUGAUCCUGAUUGGUUGCUGUGCAUGGUCUUCUUUUUACGUAUUGCAAUCGAUUACGAUGAAGAAAUAUCCAGCGGAGCUAUCUUUGGCAUGCUUGAUAUGCGUGAUGGGAACGGUGCAAAGCGCGGCAUUGGCUGUGGUGGUUGAGCGUCAUCCCAGCGCCUGGUCCAUUGGUUGGAACUCCAGGCUUCUUGCUCCUCUUUAUACUGGAGUAGUGAGCUCCGCAGUGACAUACUACGUGCAAGGAUUGGUGAUGAAGACAAGAGGUCCUGUAUUUGUGACAGCCUUCAACCCUCUCUGCAUGGUCAUCGUUGCUGCUCUUGGAACUAUCAUUUUAGCAGAGACACUCUACCUUGGAAGCAUCAUAGGAGCCAUUAUCAUAGCGGUGGGGUUGUACUGUGUGGCGUGGGGUAAAAGCAAGGAUCGUUCAGCGAGCCCAAUGCUGCCCACCGUGGAAAAGAGCGACCCCCAUAAUCCGCUGCCUACCAUUCAGCCGUACUGUUCUAUUCAGAAUGGUAUCCAUGAACAGGCUCAGGCUCCACUGUCAAAUGCUCCGCCAAAAAUGCCUCCUAUCUCACCGCAGACAUAGCCUUCUCUUUACCAGAGAAGAAAUGUAUGUAGAACUGAAGAAAAAACAGCAAUCCCAUGCAUGGGCUAGCUCUACGUUAUGAUUUGUGUGUUUGGGAAGUCGGAUUACUGGCUUACUGCACUUUUUGUAUAUUCAGUUUAUCUGUGUGAUUAUACAGUUUGUCUGUGUGAUUAUACAACAUUAAUUAAUUUCCCAUGUAUCAAUUAAUUAAAUUCCAAUGCAUUAAAAUUCUUAAAAACAAA